This is a messenger RNA of Gopherus flavomarginatus (Mexican gopher tortoise), 6915 nucleotides long. RefSeq names its product 6-phosphofructo-2-kinase/fructose-2,6-biphosphatase 2 (gene PFKFB2). The transcript has 18 exons. The record is from RefSeq and is a predicted model, not a curated record. NCBI's taxonomy places the organism in Eukaryota, Metazoa, Chordata, Testudines, Testudinidae. Gene Ontology annotation, cellular component: cytosol. Bases 582 to 2156 code for a protein of 524 amino acids. Gene Ontology annotation, biological process: fructose metabolic process; fructose 2,6-bisphosphate metabolic process. Gene Ontology annotation, molecular function: fructose-2,6-bisphosphate 2-phosphatase activity; 6-phosphofructo-2-kinase activity; ATP binding.
GCACUGCGCCCAGGAAGAAUGCCAUUGCUCAGGCACAGACAAAUGGCACAAACAAGCUUUGCUGCUAUGUCUGAAAGACCCAGGCACUAUCCAAAUGCUGGAAGAGAAUUUUAUCAACCCUUUGUUGCUGACAGGGCUCUUGCUUCAUGUUACUUCCGAAGACCAUUUGCUGCUGGAUUUGCAGGUACAGUGUGAGACUGAACAUCUGGCCACCCGCAGAAUGGAAAUUAAUAUAGUACUGGUGUGAAGGAGAAUGCAAACAAUACAAUAAAUGGAGCCAGUGGAGAAAACUGGAUGAAAGAAAAAUGUGAAGGCAGCACUUGCAAAGCAGCAGUGCAGCUUUUAACUGGAAAGAAGAGCUGCAUGGAAGGCCCCUGGAAUAGUUUCCCUUCCAGGCUGCUAUCACAGAUUUGCCACCAAGAAGGUAUCAGAACUGAUUGAAGAACUUGACAGGAAUGCGAGAAGUUCCAUCAGCGCAUGGAAUAUGGAACCCCAAACUUCUUCUUAUGUAUUUGGCUCCUUUGUUCACAAGUGUUAAUGAGAGCCUAAAGGUCCAACACUGACCAGGUGUGCGAUUAGCAAUGUCGGGACAUACAGCAUUAGUCUCAGAGCAGAACAACAACAGCAACCAGGAAAACAAAACUUCAAAUAUGCGAGUCUCAGAAAAAAAGUGCUCAUGGGCUUCCUAUAUGACCAACUCCCCUACUUUGAUUGUAAUGAUUGGCCUUCCUGCCCGGGGCAAGACUUAUAUGUCCAAGAAAUUAACACGCUAUCUCAACUGGAUUGGUGUGCCUACGAAAGUGUUUAAUCUAGGAGUAUAUCGUCGUGAAGCAGUGCAGUCGUACAAGUCCUAUGAUUUUUUCAGGCAUGAUAACAAAGAAGCUAUGAAGAUUCGGAAACAGUGUGCCUUGGUGGCUCUGGAAGAUGUGAAAGCUUAUGUCACAGAGGAUGGCGGGCAGAUAGCUGUGUUCGAUGCAACCAACACGACUCGAGAGAGGAGGGACUUGAUCUUAAAUUUUGCUAAGGAGAAUGCUUAUAAGGUGUUUUUUGUGGAGUCUGUCUGUGAUGAUCCAGAAGUCAUUGCUGCCAAUAUCCUGGAAGUGAAGGUCUCCAGCCCUGACUACCCAGAGAGAAAUCGAGAGUGUGUGAUGGAUGAUUUCCUGAAGAGGAUAGAGUGCUAUAAAGUCACAUAUCAGCCCCUUGAUCCAGAUAAUUAUGACCAAGAUCUUUCCUUCAUUAAAGUGAUCAAUGUGGGACAGCGGUUCCUGGUAAACCGUGUCCGGGAUUACAUCCAGAGUAAAAUCGUCUAUUACCUAAUGAACAUUCAUGUCCAGCCGCGCACCAUCUACCUUUGCCGGCAUGGCGAGAGUGAGUUUAAUCUUGUUGGCAAGAUUGGUGGGGAUUCUGGCCUGUCGCCACGUGGGAAGCAGUUCGCGCAAGCCCUUAAAAAAUUCAUUGCUGAGCAGGAGAUUGUGGAUUUGAAGGUUUGGACGAGCCAGCUGAAGAGGACCAUCCAGACAGCUGAGUUCUUAGGGGUCCCCUACGAGCAGUGGAAGAUUCUGAAUGAGCUCGAUGCUGGAGUGUGUGAAGAGAUGACAUAUGAAGAGAUUGAAACUCAGUACCCAGAUGAGUUUGCUCUGAGGGAUCAAGAGAAAUAUCUUUAUCGUUAUCCUGGAGGAGAGUCGUACCAAGACUUGGUCCAGCGUUUGGAGGCUGUGAUUAUGGAGCUGGAGCGUCAGGGCAGUGUUCUGGUUAUUGCUCACCAGGCUGUUAUGCGGUGCCUGUUGGCCUACUUCCUUGACAAGAGCGCAGACGAGUUGCCAUAUCUGAAGUGCCCCCUUCACACCAUAUUCAAGCUCACACCAGUUGCUUACGGGUGUAAAGUGGAAACAAUUACCUUGAAUGUUGAAGCAGUGAAUACCCAUCGAGACAAGCCUUCUGGGAGUACUAACAACCUUCCAAAGAGCCAAACCCCUGUAAGGAUGAGAAGAAACAGCUUUACGCCUCUGGCCAGUUCGGACACAAUAAAGCGCACACGAAAUUACAGUGUUGGGAGCAGGCCUCUCAACCCAGUGGGAUCUCCGCUAUUCCCAGAGACUCGAGAUGGGGCUGAUAAGCAGAAGCUACAACUUCAAAUGGGAAGUGCUUGCUUGUGAGUAUCACUGAGCAUAGCUUGUAUGCAUUCUCUCUGGGCUUGUUUAGUAAGUAGCAAUUCUUUUAAUUAUAAUUGCAUGGCAAUCAUUGUGGAGAGAGCGGGGGAACAGUGAAUGCUUGGGGCAGAAGGAAAUCAUUUGUCACAUAAUAAUCCAGCAAAUCAAAGAAGGGCCAUCGUUGGUGGAGAAUCUAUUUAUCAUAGGUGAAAUUCAUCAUCUGCAGAGGCAGGUGCGAGGGUUGAAAUGGAAUAUAAUGGUGCAUAGACUUCAUGCUGGCCAUUUGCAGAGGGGUGAAUUUCACCCCAGAUCAGCAAGAUUACUGGGAUAGAUGAAUGGUGUAUCAGGCCCCAAAUAUGUUCUGGGUGUAAUUCUGUAGAAAUCAUUCUGUGGAAUUAUACCAGGCAAGAUUUUGGCCCUAGGUGUCUGUUUACAGCACAGGAUGCUAGUAGCUGUAGUUUUGUUGUUGAUCCAUGCUAGGAAUUCCUUACGGAGAUGAAUAAAGGGUGAGUUAUGCACAGAGGUGGAUGGCAUGAUGCAACCCUAGUCUGCAGGACUUCAGAACCAUUUACAUGAAGACUUCAAUAAAUUGAAGGAGGGAAAGUUCUGCCAGAGUCUAGUAGCCUGAGCCAGGAACUUCUUGAGCUUUAAUUCCUGCUGGGACACCAACUCUCUGAGGGCUUGGGCACGUGUCUUACCUUGUCUGCCUUAGUUCCCCCUAUGUGAUAGGCAAGUAUUAUCUCACAGGGUUUUUGUGAUGGUUAUUUAAUUAUAGCCUAGUCCCAAAUGCUGCUGAAAACCCUCAACAUCCAUUGACUUCAAGUGGGGGUUGAAUUAAUUUCCCACCUUACAGGAGCAACUUGGUCCCUCACAGGAUUGUGAACUUUGUAAAGUGCUUAGACAGUGAAGAGUGCUGUGUUAGUGUUAAGUAUAAUUAUUAAUCUUCACUAACUAUCAGAUCCCAUAAUCCUACUGGAGGGGUGAAUUGGAUGGGGCUGAAGGAUACUGUAGCAUCUCUUUCUUACAUCCAGUGAGAGAGGACAUAAAUAGUCUAUUAUCCCUUCUCUCCAGGGAGUCAGCAAACAACAUCACCUGUGAGUCCUUGGUUUCUAUCUCAGCCACCAAGUGAGGCUGUCGAGUGAGAGGAAUUUAGUGUCACACUGUACAGAAUGGCCAGGAAAUUACCCGUGCUUCCCUUUGUGCCUGUGUUGCUCAGAUCCAACCUUGCUGACCACGAGUCCCUUUCUUGUCCCUGCUUUAAAUGCCUGAGUGAAUGUCACUGCAAAUGUUAAUACAAAUAUCUCUUGAUGUACUUGCUGUUUCAGUUUACGCCUUGCCUGUGAAAUUGACUUCUAUAACUUUGACGUUGCAUUUUAUUUACCUUAUUUGUGAAACGGAUUGUGCAAUGUGAGAUUUGUUUUUAUUUAAUUUAGUUGUGGUUCUUAGUAGGUGUCUCUUUGGGUUUUGUACAUGUGUGUUUAAUGUUAUCACAGCAUUUUUGCUUUCUCCUCUGGGGAGUGAUAUCAUUUUCUCCUAUGCAUUUGUCGUAACUCCAUUUAAAUGCCCAGUUGCAACCAUUUGGCAUGAAAUCUCUUUCUUUCUCCAGUGAUUUUUGACUGUGCCUGGAACGCAGUUCUAUACUCAACAAUGUUACUGUUGCUAUAUUGAAUAAGUGACUUUGCUUUAAAGGAAUAUUCUCAAAGAAGCUGAAAAAUGUUUGCAUUAGAACAAGGCUUUCAAAAACUGUCUCUCCUUGGUGACCACCUUGGCAGCCAGAGGAAUGUUUUAGAAUUGGGUUCUGGGAGUCUAAAGUUAUGGGUUCCAUUCCAUGGGUUCCAUAUUGACUAAUUUUAUGGCAUUGACCAAGUCACUUAAUCUCCCUGUACCUUGGUUUCCCAUCUGGGGAUAGUACCCAUGUUUCUAAAGCGCUUUGAGAUCAUCUGAUGAAAGGUGCUAUGUAAGUGCCAAAUAUCAUUGUCGUGGACUUGAGGGGAGCUCAUUUUAACUAUUGAUUUUAAAUUAGAAAACUGAUCUUGAAACAGCUUUUUAAAAACUGUGGUUUCCAAGACUUUCUAAUGGGGAUCGUCUCAAUCUGGUGUUGCAUGUCAAACUGUUAAGAUGACCGUGAUGGUCAGUUAUUCUUUUUUUAACUUUGUUAAAACACGUCAGGUUUUUUUUUUUCAUUUCAUGGAUCCAGUGGCCAGGAACUACCCCAUGCAGAGGGAAGCGCAGACUACACUCUUCCAGACUAUUCCUCUUGGGUGUUCAGUCAUUACAUGGACCUAAUGCAUUCCCUCCCACACACCCAAGACAGAAUUUAACCCUAUAGAAAUUUGUUUGCAAUUCAUCAGAGUUGCAAAGACUUCUUGAUACUGACAACAUUAUGCUCUGAGGAACAGAUAUUCUGUGGCCAUCUCCAUUUUAUAGGCAAUGCACUUGUCUUUCAGUUUCACUGGUAGAAAAAAAAAUGGGAGGGAGAAAUGCAUUUUUUCCCUGUGACACUGAAGUUAGAUGCCUUAUCCUAUUUGACAGCUUCAUUUUCGAGCUAUAUUGAAACUGCUUUUUUUAAUUGUCAUUUGCUGAGCUGCCUUAACUUACAGUUUCCACUUAUGAAUCGUAUGCCAAUUCUCUCUUUAUGUAGAACUGUGUUCUGCAGAUGGAAAGGAAAAUGAUUGCUGGUUCAAUUAUUUUCCAGACAUCUAACACACAUAGUAAGAAUGGAAAAUUAGGGUUUCAUAAAAGAGACUCCAUUCAUAUUUCAUUCUCAAAGAUAGUACCAAAAAAAGGAAUGCUACAGCCAGACAUGGGUCUUGCUGUUUUCAGAUGUCACUUAAACACCUCUUUCAAGUGGGGAGGGCUGUACUUUGUGUUGAAUCAAGACAAGCACAAUUUCCGAUCAGAAUUGAACAACUUCCAUUGAAUGUCUACAGUCAUUGUGAACAUGCAUCUACAGGCACAAUCAGAACUUGUAGUUACCACACAGUGAUCUAUCCAGGAGCUGCUUGUAACUCAUCUGCUAACGAAAGGAUUUUAAAUUUAAUUGCACUUUGUAACGAGAGUGAAUCUCUGCAGCACUUUUACUGUGAUUACGUAGCCUCCCUGUUCGUAACCAGCAUUUUAUAGGCAUACAUUCCUUAGGAUAAAUGACUAUGUUAUGGAUUUCAGGAUAACGUGCCUUGUUUUGUCAUUUAUUCUCUCUAUCUUAACAUAGAUUUUAAAUAACAGGUACAGAAAAGUUUUAUUUAAAUGAUAAAGUGAUGUUAUGACUGUUUUACUCAAGCUGCAAUAACGCACGAAAUGUCAAUGGAUGUUGCUAGAUACUGAGUGAAUGUUUUGGGUAUUAUCAGCAAAGGUGUUAUGCAGAAAUGGCACCUUCUCAGUUCGCUCUGUGUGUGUCUCUGUCUCUGUGUCUCAUCUGGGGACUUUACUGACACAAACAUAUACGCAUGGGAGAGCAAGAUGGAUUUUAUUCUCCUCCCCCCUAACCUUCGCUGUGGGGCUGAUCCUGUUCCCAGUAAAGUAGGUGAGAGUUUUGCCUUGACACGUCCACAGGAGCAAGCCCCAGUAGAAUGGUCAGGCUAAGGUCCAGUUGCAGAGUCUGUUUUGCUGGGAAUGAAGUGAGACAGCAGGGUGCCAGCUAGGUCUCCAGGUGGGAGCUUGUGUCACUGGCAACUAGGUAAAUUGUCAUUUUCACUUGUAAAUUGAGCAAAUAAGAUUUCUGAUCAACAAGAGUGAAAUUCACCACUGGACUGAGGAACAAGGCCUGCGUGCUGCUUAUGCCUGGCCUCUGUGCCGGUACUUUGCACAGAAAUUAAUUGUACCCUGAAGAAAUAAACCUGCAGCCCUCCCCCGCCCCCAAAUGCCAUUUUAACAAUGUUAUUUUCUAGCCAUAAUUGCACUUUAAGCUUGAGUCUCUAUAUGAAGAAGCUGGUGGAGGGGGUGUGUGUGCAAACAAACUGAUGGAACUUAGUCCAGCACUUUGUGGAAUUUAGUCUACAACAUCCUUUCCCCCCCCCCCAAUGGUUUUGUUUUGCAUUAAAACUUGGUGUGAAUGUGUUGCUAUAGACAUGUUCGUUAUAGAAUACUAGCAUCUUAUGCUGGCAUUGGUUUGUUAUAAAAAGUUGCUUGUGUUUUCUGUUUGUGAUUGCUUGGGGUGGGAGAAGUUUUAUUUUUAAUCAAAUAUGACUUGUUUGUAAAUCACACAUGGAAAAAUGUCAUGUCUGAUUUUCUGAAUGUUUUUAAAAGAGUAAAUGUGUUUUGGUGAUUUUUGUCAUUGAGUCAAUGACUUAGUUCGUGUCUCUUUACUGCUAAGCACUGAUGACUAUACCAUAAAUAAAACGGCACAGACUGAUUUACAAGAUUGGGCCACAAUCUUCAGAAGUGCCCCUUACGUCUGAAGGGAAGUGCUCAGCAAUUUCUGCAAUUCAGGCCCCUUUAAGGUGACUCAUGUUGGGCACCUAAAUACAUUAGUCACUUUUGAAAAUCUUGGCCUUUGUAUUUUAGUUUAUAUAACUGCGUGUCUGUAAAGUUACCUGCUAGUCUUGCUCACAUGAAUGCAUUCUCUUUAUAAAAUGCAUCAGAACGUCAUUAGUACAUUUCCUGUAUGGAAGGAGCAUAGUUGUAAAACCAGCAAAGUGUUUCACGUGGUUGAUUUUUUUUUUUUUGCAAAUAUGGGCCUGCAAAAUAGAUAUUGUAAUGUUGUUUCUGAAUAUUUGUGUUGUAAACUUUCUUGUGGAUCAGAUAAAUAAAAUGAAGUAACUUUGAA